GUCAAGGAUGAAGGCUAGACUACACUGUGUGGUCGUGGCCCUGCUGCUGUUGAUGGGGAGCUCUAGGUUUGGAGAAGGGACUUCCAAUCCUGGAAUUGUGGUCCAGAUCACCAGGAAAGGCCUGGAAUAUGCCCACCAGUAUGCAAUUGCCAUCUUGAAGAAGGAGUUGUCUACCAUCACAGUGCCCAGCCUCUCAGGACGCUCCAGGAUACGUUGGAUUGGGUCAGUCAGCUAUGAUUUUUACAGCUUGCACAUUGAUCACUUGGUGCUCCAGAACUCAGAGCUGAGUCUACUUCCAAAGCAAGGGCUCAGAGCAUCCCUGUCCAAUAACUACAUGUCCAUGAGCGGGAACUGGAAGGUGAAGAAGGCAUUCAUCACCCUCCGGGGCACCUUUGAUCUCUCAAUGGAUGGCAUUUCUAUCUCCGUUUCUCUGAACUUGGGCAAGGACCAGUCUGGACGCCCCACUGUCUCUGUGACCCACUGCAGCAAUUCCAUUGGCCACGUCAGAGUUCGCUUUUCUGGAAGCUUAAGUUGGAUUAUAAACCUCUUCCAUCAAAAAAUUGAAAACAACAUCAAAAGAAACUUGGAGCAAAAGAUCUGCGAGAUGGUCAGGAAGUCAGCGGCCUCGAACCUGAACCCCUAUCUCCAGAGUCUGCCAGUCACCACGACAAUUGACCAGGUUUCUGGUAUUGACUACAGCUUGGUAGAAAAUCCCCAAGUGACAGCUAAUAACCUGAAUGUGUUCUUUAAGGGUGAAUUCUUCAGCCAAAGCCAUCGCUCCCCAGCCCCCUUUGAGGCCCCAGCCCUGACGUUACCCCAACAGUAUGAGCGCAUGGUUUACUUCGUGGUCUCUGAAUAUGUCUUUAACACAGCCAGCAGAGUGUAUUAUCAGGCUGGCCUCAUGAAGGUCACCAUCACAAAUGAGCACCUGAAGAGCCUGACAACGCUAGCUGCCAAGGAGUCGGCCAAACAAUGGCGAAAACAGAAUGGGAAGCCAAACUGUGGGAGCUCAGGAUCCACUCCUCUGACAACAAUGGUGCUCUGCUACUCCAGCAACUUCCUGCUUCCCCUGCUGCAAGGGAACAUCCUGCAACUGAACACUAACACACUGCAGGCCCUGGUUCCUCAGCUGUCCAAGUUGUACCGUAACAUGCAAGUCGAGCUUGAGGUGUCACCAGAAUCAGAGCCACUCCCGAUGUUCACCCCUGGGAACGUGACCCUCACACCUGUCAUGAACAUCCAAGCCUUUGCCCUCCUGCCCAACUCCACGGAACGCCAGACACUCUUCCAGCUCAGGGUGAAAACUAAUGUCUCCAUCAGCAUAAGCAUGAAGUCCAAUAGGAUCAUUGGUUCAGUGACCGAAGGAAGCAAACUGGAACUGGAACUAAAACACUCCAACGUCAGUUACAUCAACAUGGAGUUGAUGGAUGCAAUCUUGAAUUACCACACACUCAACACCAUAUAUCCCUCCCUCAAUGCAAAGCUUGAGGAGGGUUUUCCACUCCCUCUUCCACGCAACACCUUCCUCAAGAACAUGGAGCUCCAGAUUCACAAGAACUUCUUGCUGUUAGGUGCUGACAUCAUCUAUGCCAAAGACUACCUGUGACGGGAUGAGCAAUCAUCACAGGUGGACGUGCUCUUGUUUGACCCAUGCAUGCGUUGGCUACUCUGCCUCCUCUAGCAGAGGGAACUACAUCUGAAGAUACCUGAUCGGGUGACAACUUCCCAACCAUUCUCCUUUCUUAAAGUCCUUCUCACGGCCCGCAGUCUCCUGGAUUGACCCUGGGGAGAACAACUUGUCUUCCAUUCUUAUUAAUUUGGUAAUUCCUAUGAAGGAAGAAAAGCACAGCAGUGGCCAUGCACCAUAGUUCACAGCUGCCUGCUCAUUAAACCUGGAGAUCUGUGUAGUUGCAUAACUCAUUCAGUGUCAUAGAACGAUGACUAAUGGGUUCAAAGCCUCCUUG
Molecule: messenger RNA, 1964 nt
Organism: Perognathus longimembris pacificus (Pacific pocket mouse)
Lineage: Eukaryota; Metazoa; Chordata; Mammalia; Rodentia; Heteromyidae
Product: lipopolysaccharide-binding protein-like
Exons: 15
Coding region: 8-1606 (532 amino acids)
Biological process (GO): macrophage activation involved in immune response; defense response to Gram-positive bacterium; lipopolysaccharide-mediated signaling pathway
Molecular function (GO): lipopolysaccharide binding
Source: RefSeq, a predicted model, not a curated record